Messenger RNA from Haemonchus placei, 166 nucleotides. NCBI's taxonomy places the organism in Eukaryota, Metazoa, Nematoda, Chromadorea, Rhabditida, Trichostrongylidae. The record is from the annotation of a GenBank genome assembly.
CCCCCGCGCUCCAAAAGAAUUUUCAAAAGAGGCGUUAAUUUUCGAUCCCAGUCUUCUCCGUCUUCUCCACUGCGUUGCGAACCUUUCUCCCUUCCUCCUCCUGAGUUUUGAUCACACCCUUUCUGUAGUCUCUAAUCAUUUUUUCCCAUGUUGUAAAACAUUUUAA